UUUUUUCUUUCUUUCUUUUUCUUUCGUAAGAAAACUGAUUCAUUUUUUUUUUUUUUUAAUUCAGAUCCAAUAUCCGUGGUCUAUUUGCUUACUUACUUAUUUAUCGUUUAUAGGUGUAUUCAAUGAGAAACAGGGAAGGAUCGAAAAAAAGAUUUGUCGAGAGAUAUUAAUCGAAUCCAGAGAUUUAUUAUAUUAGUCGAUCGCGUCGAUGUCAAUUUUCCACGAGUAUGAUACAGCAAUAUUUAACGCGAGAAAAAAAAAAAAUUGAUGAACGAUGGGAAUUCAAUUCAAAUUAUCAAUCAAAAAUAUGAUACACCAAUUAUCCAAGUGUAAUGCGAUACAACGUAAUGUCCAUAUCUAAUGAGAAAAUAAAAGAGCGCAGAAGAGGGCGUGUUCCGUCGCGAUUACAAUCGGAGGAUGCGUAUUUACCCUGGAGCGUGGAUCGUAAAGAUUCAACGAAAAAUCUUCCGACCCCGGGGAAGGGGAGGAGCAUCAAAAUGAACAGCAGGAAGCAACAAUACAAAGAAAAGAAAAGAAAAAGGGGGGAGGAGAGAGAGAGGAGGGAGCAGAAAACGAGAGAAAGAAGAGGACAAAAGAGAAAAAGAAGUCAGGGAGUGGAACUCGGGCCUCCAUCUGUAAGAGUAAUUGGCCAUCAAAAAAACUGCACCUUUAAUCGGACAUUAUCUACCCUCUGCUUCUAUUUAUCUUUCUCUCUUUUAUUUCCUUUUCUCUACCUCGGCGCGUAGCCAAUAUUCGCCAAGCUUAUUUUCCUUUCUUUUUUAACAUAAUGCACGUGUGCUUAUUUUAUUCAGAUUGAAUGAGUAAUUUAAUUUUGAGAAGAUUGCUUUCUUUUUUCCUUUUUUUAAUUGUUUAAGAUUAUGCAUCUGUUCUGGAAGCUGUUGACUUGCUGAUAAUUGCAAGAUUUAUUAUAGCCAUCUCAGAUCCUUUGGGAUGAUACCAGCGAUUAGGUAGCUGAGCUUUUUAUUGUUUUAUCAUAUGUAUUAUCCGGAUUAUGUUCAAAAUUGCAUUUUGAAAAUAUUGUUGCGUUUUUCAGUCUUUAAAAAAAGAAAAAAGAAAAAUACUAAAAGAACACCCUGAUAUUUCAUAA
This is a messenger RNA of Heterotrigona itama, 1108 nucleotides long. The record is from the annotation of a GenBank genome assembly. Lineage: Eukaryota; Metazoa; Arthropoda; Insecta; Hymenoptera; Apidae.